Glycine soja is the source of this 1533-nucleotide messenger RNA. RefSeq names its product (S)-coclaurine N-methyltransferase-like. Gene Ontology annotation, biological process: lipid biosynthetic process. The transcript is spliced from 8 exons. Bases 156 to 1223 code for a protein of 355 amino acids. The record is from RefSeq and is a predicted model, not a curated record. Lineage: Eukaryota; Viridiplantae; Streptophyta; Magnoliopsida; Fabales; Fabaceae.
UCAGUUCCCAAAUCCCAUGAAGAAAUAAUAAUAAUAACACCCCAAUAGAAUAGAAGAUAGGAUAAGUCAGUAGGGAAGAGCCCUUUGUGGUUGUGGUUGUGGUUGUGGGUAGGUGCUGCUGCUGCUUCCAUUCCUAUUCUUACAGUGAAGGUUCAAUGGAAGGGACAAUGCAGCUUGCAUACGAGACUGUUGUGAAGCUCAUGCUGGCUGCACUCGAACGCAACGUGCUCCCUGACGUCAUCACCAGGAGACUCACGCGCUUGCUGUUGGCUACUCGCCUUCGCUCUGCUUACAAACCCUCCUCCCAACUUCAACUCUCCGAUCUCCUCUACUUCGCGCAUUCAUUACAAGAGAUGCCCAUAGCAAUCAACACUGACAAGCCUAAGUCUCAACAUUAUGAAUUACCAACCGCUUUCUUCAAGCUCGUCCUCGGAAACAAUCUCAAAUACAGCUGUUGUUAUUUCUCUUCUGCCUCAAUGACGCUGGAUGAUGCUGAAGAAGCAAUGUUGAAACUGUACUGUGAGAGAUCAAACCUGAAAGAUGGUCAUACAGUGCUUGAUGUGGGAUGCGGUUGGGGAUCGUUGGCUCUAUACAUUGCCAAGAAUUACACUAACUGUAGGGUUACAGGAAUCUGCAAUUCCACAACUCAAAAGGCUUAUAUUGAGGAGAAGUGUAGGGAUCUUCAGCUGCAAAAUUUGAAUAUUAUAGUUGCUGAUAUUAGCACAUUUGAAAUGGAGACUUCUUAUGACAGAAUAUUUUCCAUAGAAAUGUUUGAGCAUAUGAAGAACUAUAAAGAUCUUCUGAAGAAGAUAUCCAAAUGGAUGAAAGAGGAUAGCCUUUUAUUUGUUCAUUACUUCUGCCACAAAGCAUUUGCCUACCACUUUGAGGACAAAAAUGAAGAUGACUGGAUUACAAGAUACUUCUUUACUGGAGGAACUAUGCCUUCGGCAAAUCUACUUCUUUAUUUCCAAGAUGAUGUUACUGUCACCAACCAUUGGCUAGUAAAUGGGAAACACUACGCACAGACCAGUGAAGAAUGGCUCAAAAGAAUGGACCAGAGAAUGACUUUCAUCAAGCCAAUUAUGCAAUCAACAUACGGCAAGGACUCAGCUACCAAGUGGACUGCUUAUUGGAGAACAUUCUUCAUAGCUGUAGCAGAACUUUUUGGAUACAAUAACGGUGAAGAAUGGAUGGUUGCACACUUCCUUUUCAAAAAGAAAUAAAUAAGCCGAAACCUAGUCUUUUUAUUUGACUAUUUGAGAACGGCCUUAGGACAAAAAAGCUGCUACACGAGGUUGCACCCUUCAAUAAUGUUGUAUACUUUUAUUAGUUAACUUGUUUUAGUUGGUUGCUUGUCUUUAUUUUUCCCUGUUGUAAUGGUGUUGCCACUCCAACCUUAUUUUAUCUUAAAUUUUGGGAAAGCCCAAUUCAACCCUCGGAACUUAGGGUCAUGCACGAUUGCAUGUGUUCUCUAGUCCAUAAAUUUUAAAAUGUGCACUUAAGAGCCUUUGUAACGAAAAUGGUUAUGCUCAA